GCGAAUUAUCGAUAGUCAAUUUCUUAACUAGCAUUGUUUUGGUUUAUUCUUUGUUUUCAUUUUAACAUCUGUUGGACUAUUGCGAUACAACAAAUGGAGCAGAAGCUGGAAAAAGUGCUCAACGAAAUCGUCACACAACAAGACACUGUGGGUGCAUUGCUAGCAAAUCGACAAGGCUUAUGCUUAGGUGCCAAGGGCAAUAUUAAUCCCAAUGUUUCCGGCAUCGGGAUGGCCAUAUCCAAGCAGGUUGACAAACUGGAGCCAAAUGUCAGUGUUCCAGCCACCAUUUGCCUUUACAGUGGCAAUAAGCGCUGUGUUAUACAAAAGGAUGGCGAAAUCACUGGCAUUAUUUACAAGCAAACAACAACAGCGGCAACUUCGGCGAGCAAUUAACAAUUGCAUUUACAAGCAGUCUUAGGCCCCAUAAAAGACAUAUUUCUUCCAAGUGCAUUGCAACAGCACCAACAACAACAGCAACAACAGCAACAGCAACACCAGCAACACUAGCAACAACAGCAACAACCAAAGCAACUGUAGAAUCAUUGCCACAAGGAGAGCCAUUGCAAUUAUUUAUUAGGUUGAGCUGUUAGUCUUGUUAAUUUGUUUUAAAUGGCAAUCCGCAUAUUGUUUAUCCAUUACUUAAUACAUAUUUAUAUAUAAUGGCUCUAUUGUUUCGUAGCCUUAAGCCAAAUCGAUUAUGUGCGAUAUAUACCCGUUAUACAUAUAUCUGAAAAUUUUAUAUUUAUCCAAGCUUUAUUCAAUAUUUAGCAGUCAUAUGUAUAUAUACAUUUUGUACGAUUAAGCCUGAAAGUGAUCAAAGCAUAGAUACAUAUAUAAACUUAAAGCCUAUUCCGAAUUCCGAUUUCGAUUUCUCUUUAGUUUUUGCUAUAUUUCACCAUGAAUAUGUUUCAGUUAUUUUAAGCACCUUCUACGAUUAUCAACAAUUUAUUAUUAUUAUACGUUAAUUGAGUUUAUCCAUAAUUUUUCAGCUUCCUUUCCAACUAUUAAAAAUAAAUUGUAAUUUUAUUUCUUGUUUAUAAUUUCCAAUGUGCCGAGUUCGGAAAUGGCCCGAAAAAUAUAUUGUAAUAGCCAAAAAUGCUGAA
Drosophila innubila is the source of this 1103-nucleotide messenger RNA. RefSeq lists its product as uncharacterized. NCBI's taxonomy places the organism in Eukaryota, Metazoa, Arthropoda, Insecta, Diptera, Drosophilidae. The transcript is spliced from 4 exons. Gene Ontology annotation, molecular function: guanyl-nucleotide exchange factor activity. Gene Ontology annotation, cellular component: lysosome; Ragulator complex; cytoplasm. Gene Ontology annotation, biological process: positive regulation of TORC1 signaling; cellular response to amino acid stimulus. Bases 94 to 393 code for a protein of 99 amino acids. The record is from RefSeq and is a predicted model, not a curated record.